AUGAGUCAAGCGAAGCGCUUGAAUGCGAAAGGCACUAUUGGGCUUGAGAUCCUCGAGCAAUUUCCGAGCGUAGACAACGUCUUUAUCUCGAUGGGCGGCGGUGGUCUGAUAAGUGGCAUUGGGUCCGUCCUCAAGGCUUUCUCCCCCAAAGUCAAAGUCUUCGGUGCCUCUGCGAAUGCUUCGCGAGCACUAGCUGCUUCGAUGCAAGCUGGCGAAGUAGUGGAGACUGAAUAUCUCCCUACAUUGGCUGAGGCUGUAGCAGGCGGCAUCGACGAAGAUACGAUCACCUUGCCUCUGGCCGUGCAGGUCGUCGAUGAGGUCGUGGAUUGCGACGAGGAUGGAAUCAAACAUUCGUUGAGAGCGCUAGCAUUGGAAGAGAAUAUGUUGAUGGAAGGUAGCUCCGCACUCGCGCUUGCAGCCUAUAAAAAGGUGGAAGAGAAAGUGCAUGGCCAGGUAAACAUUGUGGUACUUUGCGAUGCAAACUUCGACGGGGACACGAUUGUGCAGGAGAUCUUUGGUAGAUGA
Molecule: messenger RNA, 525 nt
Organism: Didymella exigua CBS 183.55
Lineage: Eukaryota; Fungi; Ascomycota; Dothideomycetes; Pleosporales; Didymellaceae
Product: tryptophan synthase beta subunit-like PLP-dependent enzyme
Exons: 1
Coding region: 1-525 (174 amino acids)
Biological process (GO): L-serine catabolic process; L-threonine catabolic process
Molecular function (GO): threonine deaminase activity; L-serine ammonia-lyase activity
Source: RefSeq, a predicted model, not a curated record